UUUGAGGCGGUCGUCGAUAGCUGUGCAUUGUUUCUCAUAAGAGUAAACAAAAAUCCUAAGCAAUAAAUAAAACAAUUGCAGAAGGAUGAAAUUUCGCUUUUGUGGCGAUGGCGAUUGUCCUGAUUGGGUUCUGGCCGAAAUCAUAUCGACGCUUUCGAAUCUGACCGUCGACAAUGUGGAGCAACUGGCGCAGCUGGUGGCCAAGCGCAUCUGCGGUGAGCCCUUCGAAGAAGCGGCAAUCCGAUCUCUAACGUCGUCUGCCUCAAAUGAUGGCAAAACUGCUGUGGCCUGUGUGCACUACAUGCUCACCAAUGCGGCGCGCUACAGUUGCACAGAGGCCAUCUUCAAUGAGGAAAUACAGCAGCUGGGUCUGCCCAAGGAUCAUGCAAAGGCCAUGUCUCGCGUGCUGCAAUCAAAUGCGAUGGCUAUACGGCAACAACUUAUAGAUAAGGCAUUUAGAAUUAACGAGCUGCAAAGCAUACGAAAUGUUACUUCACCUGGCGAAACACCUCCAAACUGUGCCACCUUGGAACUGAAAAUCUCGCAGGAGCUGGUCGACGGAUUGCCUAAGGAUACCACGCACAUUGUCAAUAUAGAGUGCGCACAAUUGGGUGCACUGCUCGACGAAAUGAAAUUGGCUCGUGAUAUUAUGCUUAAAUACGAGAGUAAAGAAAGCGGAUAGAAAUAAGUAGCAUGAGUAAAGUAAACUGGGAAUUACUUUAAAGUGUGUCGCAGUUGUCUAUUGCAACAGUCUGCACAAUUUCGCAUUAACCUCGCUGGUAAUUAUUUGUUGUGCAAAUCAUAUCUAGCAUUAGGACAAAAUUAU
Molecule: messenger RNA, 826 nt
Organism: Drosophila arizonae
Lineage: Eukaryota; Metazoa; Arthropoda; Insecta; Diptera; Drosophilidae
Product: COMM domain-containing protein 4
Source: RefSeq, a predicted model, not a curated record